Messenger RNA from Blepharisma stoltei, 1002 nucleotides. The record is from the annotation of a GenBank genome assembly. Lineage: Eukaryota; Ciliophora; Heterotrichea; Heterotrichida; Blepharismidae.
AUGAAGGCUUUGUUCUUGCUGAUUCUAUCAGAAUUUAUUACCAUAUUUGCUAGAAAAUUCAGCAUAUCAGGCUUUGAUUCUGGUGCAUGAGCAGCAGUUCAACUGCAAUUAGCUUAUUCUAAAGAUAUCAUUGGCGUAGGGAUUAUAGGAGGUGGUAUAUAUGGCUGCUCAAUAGGGUCAUCCAGCAAAGUCCAUGAAUGCUCUCAAAAGCCAUGAAUAACCAUUCCUUCUACUUAUUAUAGCCUCACAAAAUCCUAUCAGGAACUUGGCUAUAUCGAUAACUUGAAAUUUGCUGCAAAUCACAAAAUAUGAUUAUUUUCUGGCCAGCUUGAUAUUGAUGUUUAUCAUAAAGCAAUGGAAAAUUUAUUGACUUACUAUGAGUAUUUCGUUGAUCCCAAAAAUAUUAAAUCAGUAUUUUACGUUCAUGCAGGCCAUGGAAUACCUGUAAUUGAUACUGAAAUCCCAUGCGCCUAUUCAGGAUUUCCUUAUAUAAUUUCUUGUGGAAUGGAUUCUGCUGGGCAAAUUUUAAGACAUAUUUAUGGCCACUUAAAACCAAAGCUUCCCAUGAAUUUUAAAAACCUUUAUAAAUUUGACCAAACUUUGUUUUUUAAUCAAGAAGGAAAAGAUAUAUCAAGUUUGGCUGAAAUAGGCUAUAUUUAUAUAACAGACUACUGCAUGAAUAAUGAAUGCAAAAUUCAUGUAAUGCUGCAUGGCUGUAAUCAAAACUAUGAAGCUACCAAUGGGGACUCCUUAUUAAAAACAGGGUAUCUAGAAUGAGCAGAAGGUAAUAAUAUUGUUGUGAUUUUCCCACAAGUCUCGCAAAGUAAAAAUAACUUAAAUGCGUGCUGAGACUGGUGAGGAUAUACUGGAGCUAACUAUCUUGCAAAAGAUGGGAUCCAGAUGAAAGUAAUUUAUGAUAUGGUGCAAAAACUUCCAAAAGUGUCAAGCAGCUCAAUUCAAUUAAUUGCUAUAUUUCAGAUCUUUCUUAUAUUUUUACUGUAA